GCCUGAGAGGAGCUGAUAGAAACAGAUAAGUAAAAGCUCAACUCCUAAAGGAAGAACAAGAGGACAGGAUCUGAGGGAUCUGAAUAAUUUCUUUUCCCUGCAGUAUUCAGUUUUAUGGUGCGUAGUAUUUUCACAGGAGUAGUGCGCAAUUAGGCAUAGCCAAAGAGAAAGAGGGAUCAAAUCUGCAGUACAAGUGGUUAUUAGUAUAUACGCAGCGUAAAAACAAAGUAUUUUUGUUUGUGGAUUUUGACUUGCCCGUAAAGAAUGACUGCUGAAGUCCAGCAGCCCUCCGUGCAGCCCCCUGCUCACAGUAGCCCAAUGUCGGAGAAACCGCACGGACAGACGCCUGUGAUGGAGACCUCCUCUUCCUCCUCCAGCACCAAAACAAAAAAGACGAACGCUGGAAUCCGUCGUCCGGAAAAGCCCCCUUAUUCUUACAUCGCUCUUAUUGUCAUGGCUAUCCAGAGCUCUCCAACCAAACGACUGACUCUGAGCGAAAUUUACCAGUUUCUCCAGAGCCGCUUUCCUUUUUUUAGAGGCUCAUAUCAAGGCUGGAAAAACUCGGUACGUCACAAUCUGUCUCUGAACGAGUGCUUUAUUAAGCUGCCCAAGGGUCUGGGCAGACCCGGGAAGGGUCACUACUGGACUAUCGACCCUGCCAGCGAGUUCAUGUUUGGAGGAUCUUUCCGUAGGAGGCCGCGGGGAUUCAGGCGCAAAUGUCAGGCGCUAAAACCUUCCAUGUACAGCAUGAUGAACGGACUGGGAUUCAAUCACAUACCAGAGUCCUAUAACUUUCAGGGGGGCGGCGGGGGCCUGUCUUGUCCUCCAAACAGUUUACCUUUGGAGAGUGGGAUUGGGACGAUGAAUGGACAUUUGGUUAGCAAUAUGGAAGGAAUGGGCUUAACAGGACACUCCAUGUCCCAUCUAUCAACUAAUAGUGGACAUUCCUAUAUGGGCAGUUGCACGGGAUCAUCGGGAAGUGAAUACCCCCACCACGACAACUCUGCAUCGCCGCUUCUUGCCAGCGGGGGAGUGAUGGAACCGCAUGCCGUGUAUUCUAGCACAGCCUCGGUCUGGCCUCCAGCGUCCCCGGCCUCUCUAAACAACGGGGCGUCUUACAUCAAACAGCCGCUCUCUCCGUGCAACCCUGGAGCCAAUCAACUGCAGCCCAGCUUACCCACACACUCUCUGGAACAGUCCUACAUGCACCAGAAUGGCCACGGAACCACUGACCUUCAAGGUAUACCGCGCUAUCAUUCCCAAUCGCCCAGCAUGUGUGACAGGAAAGAGUUUGUCUUUUCUUUUAACUCCAUGACCUCUUCAUCACUGCACUCACCAGGGAGUAGCUCGUACUACCACCAUCAGCAGGUCUCCUAUCAGGACAUAAAACCCUGUGUGAUGUGACAGCAUUUCUACAGUCAAAUAUUCUAUGCUACGACGAGAAAGAGCGCAAAUAGACAUGGAGUGGUCCGUGAAUGGCUCUUUUGUAAAGCAUCGUGGAAUACGGAAUUAAGAAUUGCCGUUUAUUACUAAUCAGAACUUGGCAACGGAAUAGCAUUGUUAGAAAACUACAAACUCAAUAGAGAAGCACUUAAGAAAGGUCGAUUCACUAUCUUUAGAUAUUUCAAAAUGGAAAACAAAUGCAGCUUCAGAUCUCUGCGAAGGUCGGGGAAAAAAAACAAAAUCAAAUGAAUCUCGUUUCCGAUGACUGCCACAUUUGAGAGCCAAAGAGGAGUGAAAAUCUCUGAUGUUGAUGCAUUGUUAUUAAACUUUAAUUUGAAAAGUU
Puntigrus tetrazona (Sumatra barb) is the source of this 1786-nucleotide messenger RNA. Its product is annotated as forkhead box protein F1-like. Gene Ontology annotation, cellular component: nucleus. Gene Ontology annotation, molecular function: RNA polymerase II cis-regulatory region sequence-specific DNA binding; DNA-binding transcription factor activity, RNA polymerase II-specific. NCBI's taxonomy places the organism in Eukaryota, Metazoa, Chordata, Actinopteri, Cypriniformes, Cyprinidae. The record is from RefSeq and is a predicted model, not a curated record. Gene Ontology annotation, biological process: animal organ morphogenesis; regulation of transcription by RNA polymerase II.